Messenger RNA from Cordyceps fumosorosea ARSEF 2679, 2925 nucleotides. RefSeq lists its product as hypothetical. The transcript is spliced from 3 exons. The record is from RefSeq and is a predicted model, not a curated record. NCBI's taxonomy places the organism in Eukaryota, Fungi, Ascomycota, Sordariomycetes, Hypocreales, Cordycipitaceae. The coding region runs from base 1 to 2925 and encodes 974 amino acids.
AUGGCGUCACAAUCACCGGCUCUGGCAAGAUCAUGCAUUGGUCGCUGCUCAGCGUUUGUUGCCAAGAGACAGCUGGCAAGCAGCACACGAACUGUCGAUUCAUCGCGGCGGCGGUUCCUGGCCACGCUCACUGAGGCGGCGGCGCCCAUUGUUCGACCUCAUUUUGCUGAUGUGCAGCCGCCACGCGAGCGAACUGAAUUGGAUAAACUUUUGCGCGCGGUACAGAAAAAGGAUUCGUCACAGAUUCUCGUCGCUUUUAUCCAGUGGACGGACCUUCUAGCCAAGCACGACCCUGGCGCCGUGGAGGAGCUUCUCCAGCUUCCCGCGCCAACACUUUCCGAAGUUCUACGCUGUCUGGAUCCCUUUCAUGCUUCCGACGACGCAGCAGAGGGUAUCAAAAUCAGCGCUGGAGAAGCACAAUACACGGCCACGGGCCAGUUUGUCGACCGGCAUGGUGUGCACGGCCGCCAUCGUCGAGUGCUUGCGGGGCUGCAGACCUUGUUCCGCAUCCGCGCCUCCUUGACACCCCUCACGCUGGCCGACUAUGAAGUUGCCAUGCGCACUGCGGGCGCCGCCAUUGACUUCCAUGCCGCGCGUGAGUUCUGGAGCAAUAUCGCCGAGAACGGCCUGCAGCAGUGGCGGACCACCAAGGCUUGGAACGAGUUCCUCAAGGCCUUUUUCAUGACAGAACCGCUGUACUACCAAUUUGACAGAGCGCGAGUCGCCGUGACGGCGCGCCACUUGUACCGCAGCCGCAACCCGGUACAUGGAGCGACGCUCGAGGCACUCGACCGGCAGCGCUUUAGCAUUAACUCGCUACGACGUGAGCCGUGGAACUGCACCCCGACAGACACAGAGAGGGGCAUGGCGGACAUGGAUAAAGAAAUUAUGCGAGAUCUGCGGAAGCGUGUCCAGAGCCGUGGCUACCGCGCGCAUUGGACACGUGGGCUAUUGUAUGGUCUCGAAAUGAACGAAGAGCUUCUAUGCACCUCGAUUAAGGCUUUUUCACGAUCAGCCUCGCUGCACGCGAUCAAGGAACUCAUCUUCAACAACUACUACGGAAUAGUGAUGGAGAAUGAUCGAGAUCCGACAAAGACCACCAUCACUGGUGGCCACGACUUCGCAGACUCGCCGCUCCGGCCGACCGCGGCCCUUCUCGAGGCAAUUGCCGAAGGCUUCGGCUCCAUGUCGCACAUAGCACUGGCGCUGCAGUUGAUCACCUUCAUAUCACACCGCUACAGAAUCCCCAUCCCGCACUCCGUCUGGUCAAGCCUUCUUAACUGGACAUACCUCUUCGCUUCAAAGCCGUUCGACGCGCGCCGGAAGCUCGGCGACUGGACGUCCACGACGCAACGACCGAUCGAUGUUAUGCGCAUUUGGGAGGCCAUGACCUCACGGGGCGACAUCACGCCGACGUUUGAUGAUUACGACAUCUACAUCAAGACGCUCCUCGUGCAGCGGUGCCUUGUGAAGGCACUCGCCGCUAUCGAUGAGUACGCGAUACCGCACCACACCAAACUCGUCGGCGCGUACGAGGUAGCCGUCGCCGACGAGGUCCUCCAGGCUGACGCUCUCGGGCUCGGAGCCGCAGCCGCACCACGCCGCGCCACGCUGCGGCGACGCAAGGCCGAGGCGUUGAUGGACCGUGCCCACUACCGCAUGUCCAUAUGGUUCAAGCAGCUGUUCAAGGUCGUCUCCGCGAACCGCGGCUUCCGCGAAGGAUCCGUCGGUCUUGAGCUACUGCCCAACCUCAUUCGCGACUACGCCUACUUCUUGCCCCCGGUCGUACAGUACCGCACCGCGCAGGGUACCGUGGAACUGGAGGUGGGUGGCGGCGACGAGAGCGUAGCGGAACGGGUGGCGUGGAAGCGGCGCCUUCGCACCACGCAGGCUGCCAAGCGUAGCGGUUUCCACGUCCGCGACUGGCAGGCGUCAACGGAGCCUGACUUCGCCUGGCCAACUGUCCCGUCGAUGACGGUGCUGGAGACGCGACCGGUGCCCAAACGGCGACUAGAGUUUGUAGCGCCACCGCCGCCGCCGGGAGAGAGAGGACAGUGGUGGAAGACAUUAGAGGAUCAGAUGGUGCUGUGGCAUCGCUGGUUCGGCGCUCGCCAGCUUCCUCCUGCUGGACGCCACCGACGCAGAAGAAGUCUCUCAAGAUCACGAUCCUCGAACGCGCGCCUGAGCUCCGACCUUACGGGCAGAACGUCGACAUGCGCGGCGCCGGCGUCACGAUGCUACGCCGGCUCGGCCUGGAAGACGCCGUGGGCGGCCGCCUGGCGCAGCUGUGCUGGCGGCGCAGCGAGGAGCUCAACGUCGCGUGCCGGGCGGCCGGCGGGCGCGGCGAUGCUCCGGCCGGACGACCGCGGCGAGCGGUCCACCGUCUUCAUGACGGUCAUGAACGACACGGACCCGCGGCUCCCCGCCGCCGGCAAGCGGCAUGACAACAACGCGGAGAAGAAGGCGCUGAUGGCGGAGCACUUUGUCGGCGCGGGCUGGGAGACGGACCGCAUCGUGCGGGGAAUGGUGGACGUGGAGGACUUUUGGUUUGACGCGCUGGUGCAGGUCAAGAUGGAGCGUUGGAGCACCGGCAGGGUCGUGCUUCUCGGCGACGCUGGGGAUGGGAACGACGCUCGCGUUGACGGGCGCGUGCAGCCUGGCCGGGGCGCUGCUCCGACACGCGGGAAGGCGCCGGAGCGGGCGUUUGCCGAGUACGAGGCGGAGACGCGGCCGAUCGCGGACAGGGCGCAGAAGCUGGCGCCGGGGAUGCCGCGGAUGAUGCAUCCGCAGGCGCUCUGGGAGCUGGUGUUGCUGCACGGGCUGAUGUUUGUUCUGCAGAAGUCGGGUGUAUUUACGAUUCUGGCCAUGUUGUUCAAGCCGCCGGCGGACAAGGUUUCGCUUCAAGACCGGCCGUCUGCAAAGUAA